Columba livia (rock pigeon) is the source of this 1180-nucleotide messenger RNA. RefSeq names its product mitochondrial ribosomal protein L39 (gene MRPL39). The transcript is spliced from 10 exons. Gene Ontology annotation, cellular component: mitochondrion. Gene Ontology annotation, molecular function: nucleotide binding; RNA binding. Bases 105 to 1136 code for a protein of 343 amino acids. NCBI's taxonomy places the organism in Eukaryota, Metazoa, Chordata, Aves, Columbiformes, Columbidae. The record is from RefSeq and is a predicted model, not a curated record.
CUGGCGGCGGCGGGCGGAGGAGCCGGCGGAACCGUGCUGCCGCCGCCGCUGUUUCCGGCGGAGCCGGGGGAGGUGGCACCGGGGCGGUGGGACUCGGCUUGAGGAUGGCGGCGCGCUGGGUCGCCCGCGGCCUGCGGAGCGGGCGGGAGGGGCGGCGGUUCAUCUCCACGCAGACUGUCUCUCGGCUGACAUCAGAAGAAGUUAUUCGGAUGCGUAAUGAGCUCUUUACCAAAGAGAAAGAGAGGCAGUUGUCUCUGUAUCCACGAAUUGAGAAAAUUGAAGUAAAAUACACUGGGAAAUCUCACCCUGGCACUGUGUUUGUGAUGAACAAAGCUUUGUCUACUCCUUACAAUUGUGCCAUGCACUUAAGUGAGUGGCACUGCAAGAAAUCUGUUCUAGCUCUUGUGGAUGGUGAAGUCUGGGAUAUGUACAGACCCUUGACCAAAUCAUGUGAAAUUCAGUUCCUUACUUUCAAAGAUGAAGAUCCAGAGGAAGUAAACAAGGCCUAUUGGCGUUCCUGUGCCAUGAUCAUGGCAUGCGUUUUAAAGCGAGCAUUCAAAGAUGAGUACUCAGUUAAUCUCAUUAAAGCUCCAGAAGUGCCAGUGAUCUCUGGAGCUUUCUGUUAUGAUCUAAUUUUGGACAAUAGACUGAAUGACUGGAAGCCAACAAAUGACAACUUCCGUUCUCUUACAAGGGACGCCAGAAAGCUAAUUAAUAAAGACCUGCCAUUUGAAACACUGCAUGUUGAAGCAAAAGUAGCACGUGAAAUGUUUCAGCAUAACAGGUACAAAAUGGAUAUGAUAGAACAGAAAGCUUCUCAGAAUGCAGAAGGAAUUGUAACAUUACAUAGGUUUGGUGACUUUGUAGAUGUUAGUGAAGGCCCUCAUAUUCCAAGGACAAGUUUCUGUUUCCAGUAUGAGAUAACGGCAGCCCAUAAUCUUCAGACUAACCAAUCUGAAUUGAUAAGGAGGUUCCAGGGUCUGUCCCUGCCAAUCCAUUUGAAGGCUCAUCAUGUCGUGUGGCACAAACUGUUGGAAAGAUCGAAGAAACUGGUCUCUGAAGAAAAAUUGGGAGCAGCAGCAGAACGUCUUGAGGCAAAAGAUGAAACUGAAGAAGGAAAAACUGUAUCAAUUUAAAUUAACCUCUAAAUGUACAUAAUAAAAUAUGUAUUUUUACAUGA